This is a messenger RNA of Knipowitschia caucasica, 972 nucleotides long. NCBI's taxonomy places the organism in Eukaryota, Metazoa, Chordata, Actinopteri, Gobiiformes, Gobiidae. The record is from the annotation of a GenBank genome assembly.
AUGGCGAGCAGGCUGCCGCUCCUCCCGCUGCUCCUCCCGCUGCUCCUGGUCCUGUGCAUCGGCACCUCUGUAAGUCUGAGGAUCAAGAACAAGUUGUUGGGGAAGUGCCUGCAGGGAGAGUCCGAUGGGAGAGUGUCACUUGGGGACUGCAGUCUCCAUGAGGCCUCUCAGCUGUGGCGCUGGCUUCAGGAGAACCAUGCUCUGCAGAGUCAGUUCUCUGCUCUGUGUCUCACUGCAGCCAGCCAGCUCUAUGAGGGCGUCCAGCUCCUGCCCUGUGUGAUCUCUGUGCCAUCUGAAGAGUACGAGGAAGAAGUAAUGAGGAGACAGUCCUGGUCCUGCUCCAAAAAAGGCCUCCUUACUUUGACUGGGAAAGGGCUGCAUCUCAGUGGCAAUCCGGAAUCAUCUUUGGUUUUUACUUCCAGAGAACACAAACAAGGCAGCAGGUGGAAAGCCAUGGAUAACCAGACAUUAUGUGAGGAGAGAGUGAGCAAAACAUUUAUUCUGUAUCCUGGAAAACCAGUCGAACCUGACAUACUUGCAGUGGAUGGACAAACACCGUUAUAUGAAGGUUUAAGAAAAGAUUCUGAGACCACAGAGUCAUAUGCCAUCAAUAAUGUGUCUCUUCCAUUAAUAAACACUAAAUCUGCAGACCCCACAAUGGUAUUCUUCAAUAUGGACUACGGUAUGGGCUGGAAGAUUACAAUGCUUGUAUUAAGCUCCUUGGCUUUGGUCUUGGGAACUAUUAUCCUGAUCCUUAAUGUGUACUCAAACAGAAGGAAAAAGGUGGUGUGUGUUUUGAAGUCAUAUUCACCAAGGCAGGAAAUGAGAGUCCCUGGGUCCCCAAUACCCAGUGAGAGAGCCCCCCUGACCGAACAUGCCAUGCGUCUGCCCCAGUCCAGCCCUACUCUGCAGAGAGGAGAAAUCCUGAUCGAAUGGAAGGACGGCACCGUCACUCCUCUGUAUGAGGCCUGA